AUGGAAGACCAGCAAAAGAAUCUAGGACUAGAUUCCUCAAAGGCGUCAGCCAAAACGAAGAAUCAAGCUGAGUGGGAAGCUGCCGCUGCUGCACGCUACCUUGCAGCCGGCGACCGGUACAAGGUACUGGAUGACGUGCUAUCGAAGUAUCAGAAUGCACCAGUGGAUGAAUUGUUGAGGACUUUACCACCGCAGAUAUUCCAUGAUGGGGGUAGUCGCCUGCCAAGGGCAUCAGUGCUGACAGAAUGGAAGCUUGGUCAGAAGCCACCUAUCGCAGUGAAGAAGAGGGAUGGAAGCUCGAUGAAUGAGGUGAACGAGAAGCAGGAGCAGAUCGCAAAUCAUAGUGUAAUGGGUACUGGCGACCCAACAAGCUCAACAUCUGGCGAUCUUCCUAGCGUUCCAUCUCCUGAG
Amoebophrya sp. A25 is the source of this 411-nucleotide messenger RNA. NCBI's taxonomy places the organism in Eukaryota, Dinophyceae, Syndiniales, Amoebophryaceae. The record is from the annotation of a GenBank genome assembly.